Molecule: messenger RNA, 195 nt
Organism: Hepatospora eriocheir
Lineage: Eukaryota; Fungi; Microsporidia; Hepatosporidae
Source: the annotation of a GenBank genome assembly
AUGUUUAUAAUCGUUAUCUUGUUGAAAGAUAAAAUUAUCACCCAUGUUGAAUUUUUAACAGAUAAAUAUAAAUUUCUGUUUAAAAAUUUAUUGUACAAUAAAACUAUUAUAUUUAUUACUUCUAUAUUUCUAACAUCUUUAUAUGAGAAGCUACCUUAUAACAUUAAAUUUCUUCCUCCAUGUUUAUUGGUGUAA